AUGGGGGGACUGACUCUGACCCUGCUGCUGCUGUGUCUGUCUGGGACUCUCAGUGAAGAUGCUGGAGAAGACAACCUGAAUGACAUCAUGGUACAGAUUCAGCCUGAACAGGGACAGGACAUAGAUAAUGAAUACAAGACUCACAACCAACACUCUGAACAGAGACAGGACAUAGACAAUUAA
This is a messenger RNA of Coregonus sp. 'balchen', 183 nucleotides long. The record is from the annotation of a GenBank genome assembly. NCBI's taxonomy places the organism in Eukaryota, Metazoa, Chordata, Actinopteri, Salmoniformes, Salmonidae.